Molecule: messenger RNA, 849 nt
Organism: Phytophthora sojae
Lineage: Eukaryota; Oomycota; Peronosporomycetes; Peronosporales; Peronosporaceae
Exons: 1
Coding region: 1-849 (282 amino acids)
Molecular function (GO): protein binding
Source: RefSeq, a predicted model, not a curated record
AUGGUGCGAUGGCUUGCAGAACACCCGCUGGGUCGUGAACUAAUUGGACGCAGAGGAGAGGCGCCUAUCGUAAUGACAGUCAACAAAGCAGCGCAGAAAUUUCACUUUGGGGUGAUGCAGUAUCUCUGUGAGCAGUUCUUCCAAGAAAGUGGCGAAGGCCCUUCUGGAGGUACCGUGCUAUCUGCGGUCGAGAAAGGCCGUGUGGACUGUGUCAAGUGGCUGCUUGAGCGAUUUUCGUUUGUCAACAGCCUGUCGGCAGAAGACGUGGUUGAAAAAGCAGUGUUGUGGUGCCAGGUUGGGAUUCUGCCAUAUUUUCACGGCGUUGACAUGUUAGAAAAAUUUCAGACGAUACAGGAGAAUGACGGACGAGUGAAGCGACAGCGUACAGGAACUAGCAAGCCCCGGUGGCCGCGCUGUUGCAACGUUGUCAAGAUGGCCGCGGAGAAUGGCGACCUACCUGUAUUUCAAUGGUUGUACGAAAAUCGGUGGAGCGAGUGCUCGCCUCGUGAAAACUCUUCUGAGGCCAUGGACACAGCAGCCGCCUCGGGAUGGCUUCACAUUGUCAAGUGGCUCCACCGCAUACCCUCAAUUGGUUGCUCGGCAGCAGCUAUGGACCGGGCCGCAGCAAACGGAUCCCUGGAUGUGAGAUGGCUGCACAAGAAUCGAACGGAGGGUUGCACAACCGAUGCGAUGGAUGAAGCUGCGUACGGCGGAUACCUCAAGCUGGUGAAGUGGCUUCAUGCGCAUAGGAAGGAGGGCUGCUCAACGCACGCGCUCGACUCCGCGCAGCAAACGGCCAGCUGGAGGUGGUCUAGUGGCUGUGGAAGAAUCGGAGCGAGGCUGUACUGA